Molecule: messenger RNA, 2503 nt
Organism: Erpetoichthys calabaricus (reedfish)
Lineage: Eukaryota; Metazoa; Chordata; Cladistia; Polypteriformes; Polypteridae
Product: zinc finger protein OZF-like
Exons: 2
Coding region: 262-1908 (548 amino acids)
Cellular component (GO): nucleus
Source: RefSeq, a predicted model, not a curated record
CCAAACAAACGUGGAUGGGAAAGCGUCGGGAUUAUUAAGAAAGCAGAAGGCGGCUUCUUAUCCACGUUUACAACGCGGCCCCACGCGCCUACACUACAACAGUUUAUUUUAGUAGUGGGGCUUGUUUUGCUAUAAACUGUUAGCUUCGUUGGCGCUCAGUAAAAACAAACUCUGGACGGCGAGAAUAACAAAACAAGAGGUUCGUUUCGUCCGACAUACGCCCAUUUGUCACUAGUGACAGACGAAGAGUUUCUGCGCGAGAUGGCCAUUGAAGACAAGAAGCCAGGAACACUGAAACUGCAACCGGAACGCACCCAGAAUGACAGAGGAACUGUCGUGGAGGGCUUCAGAAACCCACCUAUGAACCCCGCCGGAUCCGCCGCCGACAUCAGACCGAGUGGAGCAGUCGAGGGUGCGGAGGUCGACGGUGAAGUGGACGAGCAGCACUUGACACCUGUCACAGCUAAACCAGGUGCUACUCUACCCAUCUUGGUUAAAAGGACUCAUAAGAACGAGAAGCCUUUUGAGAAGCAGUGCCUUUUGGCAGCAUUGGGAUCCUCAGACACAGAUCUUCAUGAAGUUGGGAAGACAGUUGCAGAGGAAAGCCUGUGCCACUGUGAAGACGAAGACACUAAACUGAAUAUUAUUCUGCUUGAAGACAAUGAGAUUGAGCAAGACUCUUUCCAUGUUAAAAAAGAGGAUGGUGAGUCAGAAUGUGCCCACAUCAAAAUGGAGGUUGGUGAAAGUGAGAAGGCAUCAGAUUUCAAAGCAGAGGCUACUGCCGUGUCUGAAGAUCCCAGAAAAACUCCUAUGAAGUUGAUCCGGGUUGGUCACCAACAGAACCAAGUGGAAAGUGAAGAUGCUGAGGAGGAAGCAGAGGAGAAUUAUAUAAAGUACCCGGUGAAUGACAGGCCCGAAAAGCCAGUGACCUGCAAUGUGUGUGGCCGGCGUUUCAAACACAAGGCCGGUAUGCUGAGACACCAACGAGUUCAUGGUGGGGAGAAGCCCUUCUCAUGUACCGAGUGUGAAAAGUCCUUCAGUCAGUUGUCCAGCCUGAAAAGACACCAAAGCAUUCAUCAGGGGGAGAAGCCUCACAGUUGUAAUGAAUGUGGGAAGAGCUUCAAUCAGGUGUACAACCUUAAGGUGCAUGAGAGAAUUCAUACAGGAGAGGAGCCAUACCGGUGCAUGGACUGUGGUAGGACCUUUAAUAGCCUAAUCAACCUUAAAACCCACCAGCGGGUCCACACCAUUGAGAAACCGUUCAAUUGUGCUGAGUGCGGCAAGAAUUUUAGUCAGCUGGCCCACCUCAAAAGACACCACAGCAUUCAUCUCGGGGAGAAACCCUACAGCUGUGCCGAAUGCGGAAAGACAUUCAAUCAGCUGUACAACCUUAAGGUUCAUGAGAGGAUUCACACGGGAGAGAAGCCUUACAUUUGCUCCCACUGCGGGAAGAGCUUCAAUCAACUGAUGAGCCUCACAAAACAUCAGAGAAUCCACACCGGGGAGAAACCAUAUGUCUGUUCGGAAUGUGGAAAGACGUUCAGCCAGUUGUCACAUCUCAAGACACACCACGUUAUCCACCAGAUGAAGAAACCAUACAGUUGUGAGGAAUGUGGAAAGACCUUCAGGCAGACUUCCCACCUCAAAAGACACCAGAGUAUCCAUCGGGGAGAGAAGCCCUUUAGCUGCCUGGAAUGUGGGAAAAGCUUUAACCGCUCCACCAAUCUAAAGAAACACCAGAGAAUUCAUAUGAGGGGCAAGCUGUUCAUUUGUUGCGAAUGUGGCAAGACGUACACACACACGCAUCUCCCUGAUUCAGACACCUUGGAGAGACCUUUCAGUUGUCCAGAGUGCAUCCAGAACUUGGCAUUUAAGCCAGUAGGGACAUCACCAGAUCUGCAUUUCUGAAGAGCAAGUGCUGUUCUUGUUAGACAGCAGGGACCUCUGCACAUUUAGAAUAAAGGCCAUUUUACUCAGUCAAGCUUGGUUUUCCGGAAUGUUGGACACAAGGUGUUUGCAUUUUUCCUUUUUGGUACUGAAAUGUUUAUUGGUUGAAUUAAGUGAGAUGAUUACUCUGUGAUGUGGUUUUCAAUAUUUAGAGGGAAACAAGGGUGGGGAGGUGAAUAUAGACAUACUGAGGAAAGUGUUGUACUGCCGUGUCUUAUGAAUUAGGUGACUGCAUUGGGUGAUAAAGGGAACUGGUGCCUGCUAAUUUAACAUCAAGUCAAAACAUGCAGUUGGAUUACAGUCCAAGUUAAUUAAGCUUGGCAGCAACCAACACCACCAACUGGGCAACAUCUGUAGCAUCAGUGUGGCCGUUGGGUUUAUGCUGUGUAGCUUUAUUAAUAUUAAAUGGGUGUCACCAUGGCUGACAGGGGCUUCAAUACAGUGUACAAAGUUUAGUGAACCACUUCUGGCCCAAGCCUCCACCUUUAUUUUCUGGCUGUUUUACUCUCAUUACACUGUCAGACGCUGAUUUCUGUAAUAAAAAUGAUUUGGUAAA